AUGGGGCUCGAUAGCAUCCACUUGACGCUGCCCGACACACCAAACCAGGUGGGUCAGCCACGCUUAACGUGACACAUGCACAUGGGAAUGCGGAAUUCACUGUUUGUCAGGCCUGCUUGUCUGACUUCGAUCUGGCCAUCGAGACGGCCUUGCGGGACACGGGGAUCGACCCGCUAUUUCGAGACGUCCUCACGGCGAAGGGGCUUGACUCGUGGGACACGAUGCGCGCAUUGGUAGAGAAUGAGCCCUUGGCCUGCAAGGCACUGGAGGGCAUCGGCAUACCGCCUCUCAAGUGCAUCCACUUCGUCAACGAGAUGAAGAGAACAGUACAUGGAUGCGACGACACUGACAGCCAUGUCAGUCAGUCAGCCAGCCAGUCAGUCAGUCAGCGAGCGAUGGGUGCACUCACCCACUCAGGCCACCAGCAACACAUCCCCCUCCGACGUGUGUGUGUUGCUUCAUCCAGGUCACUGACCCACAAGCACCGCUUAUUCAAGACAAUCGUGAGAGGGCCAUGGUCACCCUUAGACAGCGGCAUCAUGGCGGCACUGCGGGGGCCGUCGUGGGCAGCGUCGCCAGCGGCCUUCUCGGCCUCAGCCUCGCCCCGAGCGCAGGCGUAGCCGCAGGUGUCGCCAGUGCUGCAUUCGGUGCCGGGCUGGGGUGGCAGCUUGGCACACUGGCCGCCAACUGGUAUGUCGGCUGGCGAUUCACCGCAGCGGGCGUCGACCUGACCAACCGACAGAAGGAGGUGCUGGUGCUGCACGCCACUGCUGCUGGCGGGUUGGCGGGCCUGGCCGCCGGUGCAGGUGCUGCGGUGGCCACCAGAGCGGCCGCGGCAUCCAGUGUAGCAUUGCGUCGCUUUCUCGCCGGCCAGUGGGUGCAGCUGACUGCAGAAGGGCGGGAUGUGUGGGUGCGUGUGCGGCCAGUGGUGGGCGUGGCGGCGCGGGAGCUCAUGAAGAUGACGAGGCAGAUGUGGGAGUGCAGCUACCAGGGAAGGGUCCAUGAGGGCCAAGUCGAUUUCGGCGCUCAUGCCGUCAAUUUUGGUCGGUGUGAUGAGUGGGUGCGGGCGGUCAUUGUUGCGCUGCUGAUGGCUGCUCUUGGCACACAGAGAGGCGGCCAGAUGUCCCCUGUACGAUAGAUGCCCCUCCGAAUUGUGUCUGUCAGUGUGAGAGAGCGGAUUUGUCUGUCUGUGUGUGUGCGUGAGGAGUUUUUUAAAUCGAUGACGUGCGUGUAGAGUAGCUGUCGGCUGGGCGCGGGUAGCCUCUGUGUGCAUUGAUAUUGCAUCCGGGGUGCGGUCGAUGUGAGGAUGGACGGAAUGAGUGUUGCAUUCAGCGCAUGAUCCGCGUGUCUCAUACUGAAGCAGACACUGGUCGACAGACAUCACCUCAGAUCCCUGAGGGCAGGUCUCGCCUCAGACCUCGUCAACCGAGACAUGCAAAUAUAAGAUGUAGGCAGCGGUAAUCUCCCACCCCCUGUG
Vitrella brassicaformis is the source of this 1477-nucleotide messenger RNA. The record is from the annotation of a GenBank genome assembly. NCBI's taxonomy places the organism in Eukaryota, Vitrellaceae.